AUGCGGUUCUCAAUUCUGAAGAAGUGGUCCCACAUCAUCCACCGACGAGGAAGGUCUGAUUCCCAGCUACAUUUUCUACAAUCUACCCAAGUCGACUAUCCUCGAUCUUCAUCAGUCGCCAACUUGAACAUCUAUGCAGAGCAACUGCACAUUCCGACCGUUACACUCAAUCUAUCAUCUUCACCUCUUUCUUCGUCAACUUCUCAUGCCCCACGUCCUUCGCAAGCUUGUCUGAGCUCCUCAGCUUCACCUUCAACGCCCCGCCCUUUUGAUUUCUCCGACGACCAACAUCCGCAAAUGUCACAGAAGACAACUACUAGCGUCGCCGAUAGAAUUGCUAUAGCCAAAAGACGACUAUCUGAACUCGAAAUGGAGAAGGACUCUCUAGACUCACGUAUAAGGGACCUAAAAGACGGAUCGAAGGAUCAACAACAGCGAUUGGACCAAAUCAAGCAGGAUCUUCAAUCAUCGUCGGUAUCGUGUCAAACGGGCAAGGACAGGACUAGGGAAAGAAAAUUUCAAGCCCAGCGGGAUCAUCAUCGCCAACUAUUUGCAAAAUCACUCCUUGAACUUGGUAUCUCCAACAUCUCUGAAGUAGGGAUGUUUCUGGACGCCUCGGAGGAGGAGAUUGUAGAUGCUGUCCUUAAAGCCGCUGAACGCGACGACAGCGUGUGGUGUUCUGUUUCAUCCGAGAUCAUUGGUCCACUAGCUCCCGAAAACUACGUUUCUGCCGUUAACAUUGCCUUGAACACAAGAAAGGAACUGCGGUCGGUCAAGAAAGUUGCUAAUUUCUGGAAGCGCACAGCGAACGGCUCAGAUACUGUAACCCCUUCAGCUUCGAAUAUUUCUGAUGUCCAGGAACCGCUCAGUCUCGAAAGACGUCAAGCAGUUGAAAUGUUACAGCGUAACCGCAGAGGAUUCUCAAUCAACUCUUCUGUUCCCGAACGGACCUUCCUUCCCUCCAUUUCCGUCUCUUCGGAGAUUUCCACAGUCUUACCCUACAUGUUGUCAACACACUCCGUUUCAUCCGUGCGUAAAACCGAAUCCCUACCGCCUCUUGCUAGCCAGGUCUUCAAAGAAGAACUUACCAACGCCCACGCAAGCUCGAGCUUCUUCGUAAGCUCUUCUUCCAAACACAUCUUCAAACCGAAAUCAAACACUAUCGUCGAGCAUAAAUCGGUGAAUUCGAAGCGGUUAUCGCCGAGAGCUCUUGGUAAACAAAAAGCUUUUUCCUCGGCAGACUCGUCUGGUUCGAUCUCGCAGUCUCGCUACUCUACUGAAUUAUCCGCCCUUCGCUCAACUGUAGGACGACUAAAGGGCAAUUUCCUUCCCGACCUCGAACUUCCAUCGCCAAUAACUGGCAUACUUGUCAAUGAAGGAAAGGUGGUGGCUGCUCCAGAGAGCACUUUCCUCCAAGCCGAACGUGCUUUGCAUUCAUUCGAAAGGAUAUGCAAUAGUUUCCCCAGCAGCAAUUUCAGUUCCCUUCAAGCUAUCAACGAGGAACUUACACAGGAAGAGAACCAGGACAUCAAUGACGAUACAUUAGUGAAUGCGACCUAUUUGGGGUCAAAUCACAAGUCAAUUGCGUCGUUCCUCACCUGCGAGCUCUCAGUCCGCGAGGCGGACAGCAUGGUUGUCGAAGCAACGGAGGUAGAUAAGUCGGAAGAAUACAGGCUGCCCACAACGGCGAAAUGUGAGGCUAAUAGGAGGUCCGACAUUCGACUUGCCGAUUCCUGUGCUCCUAAUGCGGCUUCCAUGAGAGCAUCAUUUACCCUUCCGUCAGCCCUUGAUAGGGUUGACACCCUUGGGACUCGUCUGAGGCCUCGGAGUGGCUCCUUUGUGGACAUUCCACAAAUAAAGUCGGUUGCACCGCUCAAAAUUGUCAAGAAGAAUAGAAGAGCAUCCCUCCCUAGAAAUUCCCCGACUCAGUUCACGUAA
Messenger RNA from Marasmius oreades (fairy-ring Marasmius), 1938 nucleotides. RefSeq lists its product as uncharacterized. The transcript is spliced from 2 exons. Bases 1 to 1938 code for a protein of 645 amino acids. The record is from RefSeq and is a predicted model, not a curated record. Lineage: Eukaryota; Fungi; Basidiomycota; Agaricomycetes; Agaricales; Marasmiaceae.